Messenger RNA from Cyphellophora europaea CBS 101466, 2031 nucleotides. RefSeq lists its product as uncharacterized. Gene Ontology annotation, cellular component: cytosol. The record is from RefSeq and is a predicted model, not a curated record. Lineage: Eukaryota; Fungi; Ascomycota; Eurotiomycetes; Chaetothyriales; Cyphellophoraceae. The coding region runs from base 1 to 2031 and encodes 676 amino acids. Gene Ontology annotation, molecular function: 6-phosphofructo-2-kinase activity; ATP binding. The transcript is spliced from 4 exons. Gene Ontology annotation, biological process: fructose metabolic process; fructose 2,6-bisphosphate metabolic process.
AUGUCCAAUGCUCAGCAGUCGCCAGUGAGUCCGGUGCGCCCGACCACGGUGCCACCAGACUACGAGCGCGUCCAGGGCACUUCGAGUGUUCCGACUAACGUGGACGCUGCCGCUGAGUACCAUGCUAGUCUCAUGCCGCCGCCGACUACUGUCUUCGGCCGUACUACGACCGUUCAUGGCGUCAAACAGUCGCCACUUCCUGUCGCUGGAAGAGCCAUGGGCGCAGCACUGACCGAUACGCCCAUGCCCUCCCAGCCUGGCAGUCCCCAGAUCAAUCCGCGAGGCCUAUCUGGCUCCUCAACCCCAAAACUCCGUGCUACCACCCUCGAUAUACCCGGCUUGACUCGGUCGAAAGUCUCCCCCGACGGUCGCAUAGCAGAAAGAGAUGUGGGCGCAAAGUUGAUAAUCAUCAUGGUCGGUCUGCCCGCGCGAGGCAAGAGUUACCUGGUCAAGAAGAUCGCAAGAUAUCUGAAUUGGUUGCAACACCCCACCCGCAUUUUCAAUGUUGGUGACAGAAGACGUGUGGCUGCUGGCCCGGCGCUGCAUCAGAGCGAUCGCACCAUCGACGGUGCUCUACGAGAAUCUGUCAAGCAGAUGAGCCUUACAAACGGCGUCAACGGCAUUGAGCAUGCGGCGCCUCUUCCACCACCAGCCAUGCUCAUCAACGGUGAACCCAGUGUAUCUGCGCCUAUAUCCCCUUUGCAGAUGAGUUAUACCGCAUCGGAAGUCGACUCCGAUCGACCUACCACACCUCCCUCUCCCAACCGUAUGGAUCAGUCUGCGUCUUUCUUCGAUCCGGAGAACAAGCGUGCAAAGGAGCUGCGUGAAAAGGUUGCUCAUGAUACCCUUGAUGAUCUCCUCAAGUACGUGCUAGAAGACGGCGGCUCCGUUGGCAUCUUUGACGCCACCAACCACACUCAGGAACGGAGACAAUCUCUGAUAGAUCAUAUCCGCAAGCGGGACCCCAACAUCAAUUUCCUCUUUCUGGAGUCGAGAUGUCAAGAUCAGGGCCUCUUGGAAGCCAACAUGCGCCUCAAGCUGUCAGGACCUGACUACAAAGACAAGGACCCGAUCAAAUCUCUGCGAGACUUCCAAGACCGUGUUGCACAGUAUGAGAAGCUGUACCAACCCCUGGGCGACUUUGAGGAGCAGAGAGGCACUCCAUAUUGCUCGCUCAUCGAUGUCGGCCGCAAGAUGGUGUCCUAUCAGGUUAACGGCUUCUUGUCCAUUCAAACGGUGACAUACCUCAUGAAUUUCAACCUCGCUCCACGACAAAUCUGGCUGUCGAGACACGGCGAAUCACUGGACAAUGUCAAUGGCAAGAUUGGCGGCAACAGCGAUCUCAGCCAGCAAGGCUGGAAAUACGCUCGAGCACUAGCCAAGUUUAUCGGCGAGCAGCGAGCUUUGUGGGAGGAACACCAGAGAGAAAAACAAGCCAAUACCCAUUUCCCUCCACGCCCGGGCGACACCACACCACCCAACCCAGAAGUGACAGCGCAGGCUGGCGAAGAACGCAAUUUUUGCGUAUGGACUAGCAUGCUCAACCGCAGCAUUGAGACGGCACAGUUCUUCAACGAAGACGAGUAUGACCUGAAGCAGAUGCGGAUGUUGGACGAGUUGAAUGCUGGCUCCAUGGACGGCAUGACCUACGCCGAUAUCCGAAUGAAUUUCCCCGAAGAGUAUGAGCUGCGGAAGCACGACAAGCUGCAGUACCGAUAUCCUGGCCCCGGCGGCGAAGGCUACCUCGACAUCAUCAGCCGCCUUCGCAAGGUGAUUCUCGAGGUCGAACGGAUGACGGACCAUGUUCUUCUGAUUGGUCACCGCAGCAUCACACGCGUGCUGCUGGCGUAUUUCAUGGGCCUCAAACAGGAAGACAUCUCGGACCUCGAUGUGCCGCUUGGCGUUGCGUAUCUUCUCGAGCCGCGACCGUAUGGUGUUGACUUCAAAGCUUAUCGCUGGAACCCUGAAACCGACGACUUCGUUCACGAGGAGCAAUACAAACUGAGGCGAGCUCGACACCCUGACGUCUAA